Messenger RNA from Volvox carteri f. nagariensis, 312 nucleotides. RefSeq lists its product as uncharacterized. The transcript has 2 exons. The record is from RefSeq and is a predicted model, not a curated record. Bases 1 to 312 code for a protein of 103 amino acids. NCBI's taxonomy places the organism in Eukaryota, Viridiplantae, Chlorophyta, Chlorophyceae, Chlamydomonadales, Volvocaceae.
AUGGUUAACAGACUUGCUAGUGGCAACAAUAUACUGGUUGCCUCCGUUUGCUGGCUGCACCAGAACCUGCCGAACACCGCCCGCACCGCUUCGCGUGAGACUCCCUGGUGGCGCCUUGCAAGCCUACCUGUAACAAUGACGUCAAAGUACUUGGGGUUGCGCAGUGGCUGCAUGGCGCCAUUGUCGAUGUACAUGCGGCUCAGCUCCAUGCAAGGGCGGCCGCCUGCUCGUCAUCCAGCCGCGGUUAGCCAAGUCCAGGGCGGGGAUGUACGACACCAGCGCCAACGUCGUACGCAUGUGGUCCAGCACUAA